Brettanomyces nanus is the source of this 2511-nucleotide messenger RNA. RefSeq lists its product as uncharacterized. The record is from RefSeq and is a predicted model, not a curated record. The coding region runs from base 1 to 2511 and encodes 836 amino acids. Gene Ontology annotation, biological process: generation of catalytic spliceosome for first transesterification step; mRNA splicing, via spliceosome. The transcript has a single exon. Lineage: Eukaryota; Fungi; Ascomycota; Pichiomycetes; Pichiales; Pichiaceae. Gene Ontology annotation, cellular component: Prp19 complex; U2-type catalytic step 2 spliceosome; post-mRNA release spliceosomal complex. Gene Ontology annotation, molecular function: protein binding.
AUGUCUAUCCUUCGAUACAUAGACGACGGAGAUUUGCCUUAUGAGCAGAAACUACUUAAAGAUCCCUACAAUCAAGAUUUGUGGCUUGAUUACAUCCACUUCAAAAGAAAAGGCAGUGUUCAGACUGUUCUAGCAUUACUGAAUCGAAGCGUUAGAAAACUAAGCAGCUCGUACAAAAUAUGGAUGCUCUAUAUCAACUUUCGAAUAUCACUUCUUGAUCAAGGUCAUCAGAGUUUGGAUGAAACCGAUAAGGUCAUCGCCAUAUUCGAGCGUGCAUCUCUAUAUUUGAACAAGUUUCCGUUCUUCUGGGUGAAGUACCUUCAGUUUGUGAUACUCCAGUAUUCGUAUAUAAAUGUUAGCUUUGCGAGACUUUGCUUUGAUAGAGCGAUUCAACAGUUACCUGUUGUACACCACGAGAAAAUAUGGAAGUUAUUUCUCCAAUUUGUGGAUAUCAUUGGUGGUCCAACUUUAUUCUUGGUGAAUUUAAGAUAUUGUGAAUUCAAGAUGACUGUACAGGAUUUUAAUUUCGCCCCUUUUGCGGGCGAAGAAACUAACCAGAUUGAGGAUAAAACUCUAGAAGCCGCACUAGAUACUAUUAUAGAUACUGUAUCCACGGCGAAAGAACUUGAUUUGCUGAACCAAACCUUUAGUAAGAUCGUCUGUGUGCCUUCGCUGUUAACAAAAUUCACCAAAUCUGAGAUGGAAUUAUACUCAGAUUAUUUUGAUGCCUUGAUCUCGUUGGUCCCUGCAUUUAUGUCUGAUAAUAAUGGAAACUUACAACGAUUGGACUCCCAAGUAUUAAUCUUUCAUGAUAAUAUGAACUCGAAAUUCCCGGAUCAAAUGGGUAAAUGGAUAGUCAAGCUUGCUCAGUAUUGGAGAGAAAGAAAGAGCUAUCUACAAUUGAUAUCGACCUUUGAAAGAGGAUUAGCUACAUGCAUGACAUUGAAAGACUUUUCUAUUAUAUAUGAAUCGUACACAGAAUUUGAGGACUCAAGAAUCGAGCUGAUUUCAAGGGAGUUAGAUCAGAUUGAAGGAACCUCAGCUAAUCAGGAGGACGAGUUGAAUCUCAAACUAAAUGGUUGUCUUCAACGGUACGAGCGUUUGCUUUCCAAAAGGCCAUUUCUUAUCAAUGACGUCAAGAUGAGGCGAAAUCCGAAUGAUGUUAAAUCUUGGGCCGAUAGAGUUCUUAUAUACGAUCCUGAAGGGGACCAGACCGCGAUAUCGUUGUGCUACGAAAAGGCAUUAAUGACCAUAGAACCAGCAAAGGUGAAGGAACCAGAUCUACUAGCUCAAUUGUGGAUCGAUUACAUCGAUCAUGAAGACAAAAAUAACACUGGAUUCAAGUAUAGGAGCUUGUUUAGCACCGCUACAAAGGUUCCAUUUAAAUUCGUUGGUGAUCUUGAAAAGGUUUGGAGUGCUUGGGUGGACAAGGAAGUAGAACAUGGUGACAUGAAGCAUGCACUAGCUAUCAUCAAGCAAGCAGUGACGUUACCGAAAAAGAUCGCUAUGAAAUACACUGAAAAUGAGAUCAGAUACAACGAUGAGAAAUUAAGUACUCAAGUGAGGGCCCACAAAUCAAUCAAACUUUGGUCUUUAUACCUCGACAUUGUUCAGAAGGACGGCGCCAUAAUCGAUGUACUGAAGGUUUAUGACGAGAUAUUACGCUUAAAACUAGCAUCACCCUCAACGAUCUUGAACUACUGUAGCUUCUUGGAAGAACACAAGUAUUUUGAAAGGUGCUUCAAAAUAUACGAGAGGGGAGUUUCACUAUUCAAGUAUCCAACGGUGACAGAGAUAUGGAACAGUUAUCUUACCAAGAUUGUACAGUAUCAGCAGCAGUUGGGAAUCAAGUCGGAGAGAAUUCGUGAUUUGUUUGAACAAGCAUUACAAAACUGUCCCCCUGAGUAUAAGAAAGCCUUGUACAUUAUGUAUGCGGAAUUCGAGGAGACUUCCGGCUUGAAACUACAGUCCCUCAGGAUUCUCUCUGAGGCGAUCAUAAAGAUAAAUAACAAUCUGGACAAGCUUGAGCUAUACAAGUUGUUGAUUGCAAAAACGACCACAUUGAAAGGACCCGAUAGUACUAGUUCUGUAUAUCAGAUGGCACUAGAAAAUCUUCCAGUGAAUAUACCCGGGUUUAUAGAGGAUAUAGUCUGUGGAUUUGUGAAUAUCGAGGCUCAACAAGAGAGAUUCAAGAGAUGCCGGCAGAUUUUACACUAUUCUUCCGAGUUGGUGAUGAAGUACAGCAAACGGCAGGCCGAUAGAGAUCAGAUUUGGGAUGUUUUCAAGAAGUUUGAGUUGGAGUAUGGUAAUGAGUUGAACUAUAAGGCCAUGCUCAGAUUCAAGCGACAUUUGGAGAGCAGUUCCCUACCAAUAAUCAAAGACAAUAUUGAUGGCGGAUUGACAGAUGGAAUCGACUUUAUUCAUUCAUCCGAGCAGAGGGAGCAAAAGGCCUCAGAAGACGAACCAAGGAAUGCGGACCAGAUCGAACUAGAUCUAGACGAUCUCGCAUAA